CAUCAUCAUCAACCUUCUUUAGGUUCAGGAGGAAAUCGUAAGGUCAAAUUCAGAACCAAUGGCGUCCGGCUGGGGGAUAACAGGGAACAAAGGGAGGUGUUAUGAUUUCUGGAUGGAUUUCAGCGAGUGUAUGUCUCGUUGCAGAGAACCCAAGGACUGCUCUCUUCUCCGUGAAGACUAUCUCGAGUGUCUUCACCACUCCAAAGAGUUUCAACGAAGAAAUCGGAUAUACAAAGAGGAACAACGCCAGAUAAGAGCUGCUGCACAGAAGGCAAAAGGUGGAGUUGGAGAUGGAGAUGGAGUUCCUCAUCACUAAAACUUUCCUUCUUCUUUCUGCGUGCUUUUUAAAUAAUAUGAUUGAAGUCUGCAAUCUAUAUUUUUUCCCUUAAAAAAUUUGGUGGGAUUUUAUCCCCCUUUUUGUUGUUCCAAAAUGAUUGACUUAUCCUGUUGUCAUGAUAUUUUUGAUUCAAACUUCUCAACACAUUAUCCCAUAAUCUUUAUCAUAGACACCCUUAUUUGUUGUUUUUCA
Messenger RNA from Lactuca sativa (garden lettuce), 529 nucleotides. Its product is annotated as NADH-ubiquinone oxidoreductase-like protein. NCBI's taxonomy places the organism in Eukaryota, Viridiplantae, Streptophyta, Magnoliopsida, Asterales, Asteraceae. The record is from RefSeq and is a predicted model, not a curated record. Gene Ontology annotation, biological process: mitochondrial respiratory chain complex I assembly. Gene Ontology annotation, cellular component: respiratory chain complex I.